Molecule: messenger RNA, 1487 nt
Organism: Macrosteles quadrilineatus (aster leafhopper)
Lineage: Eukaryota; Metazoa; Arthropoda; Insecta; Hemiptera; Cicadellidae
Product: glycine receptor subunit alpha-2-like
Exons: 9
Coding region: 1-1386 (461 amino acids)
Biological process (GO): signal transduction; regulation of membrane potential; chemical synaptic transmission
Cellular component (GO): neuron projection; membrane; synapse
Molecular function (GO): chloride channel activity; extracellular ligand-gated monoatomic ion channel activity; neurotransmitter receptor activity
Source: RefSeq, a predicted model, not a curated record
AUGAGGCUGCCCUGUGUGCGGCCUGUGGCCCUGGUCCUACUGGUCAUCCUCAGUGUGUCUCGCAAUGCCUCCUGCAAUCGAAACAAACUGUACAUCCUCGACGACGACUACAACAACAAUCUCCCCCCGGAGAAGAAUAUGACAGUGGCCAUUUCGUUGUUCAUCAACAGGGUGUCUGCUGUCGACGAAAGUAAAGAGGAGAUAUCGCUGGAGGUGUUUCUCCAGGUGUACUGGACGGACCGACGUAUCAGGAUCGCUGACAACAUGUCUGGAGAGGAUCACCUGGAGCUGACGUGGGGGAAGGAGAACAGCUUCUGGGUGCCAGACCUGUACAUCCGCCAGCUGAGAGAGAUGAAGGUUCUCUCGCUGUUCCAGGACAUGACCUCUGUGCGGCUGUUCCGCAACCAAACCAUGCGUGUCAGCAUAGGAGCGACUGUGAUAAUCAAAUGUGAUAUGGACUUCGUGUUGUACCCUCUGGAUGUUCAGGAGUGUGCAGUGGACUUCAGCAGUUACAAAUACACAGCUGAUGACAUGAAGUUUGUCUGGCGCAACGAUCCUCCUCUCAGCUUCCCCUCAGACUUCGGUGAUGGUUACCGACUGCCUAAAUACGUCGUCUCCUUCGUAACUGAGAACAAAACACACAACGUCUUCUAUGGCGAAGGCAAUCACUCGACCGCCCGUAUGAAGAUGACAAUGAGCCGAGAGAUACGCAGCCACCUGCUAGAGACGUAUCUGCCGAGCACUCUGUUUGUCAUCAUGUCGUGGGGUGGGUUUGUCGUCAUCCCCGAGGUGGUGCCAGGCCGCAUGGUGUUGUUGGUCACCACUCUUCUGUCAUUGGUCACAAUGUUCGACACUGUCAGGAACAAUUCCCCCAGCGCACUUGAACUGAAGUGCAUCGAAGUCUGGCUCAUCUCCUGCACUCUCUUUGUGUUUUUUGCACUUAUUGAGUAUUUCAUCGUCCUGUUUGGCAUCCGCUAUGACAAACACUGGCGACACAAGAAGAGGGAUCUGGAGCUACAGCUACAAUCGUCCAAUCAUGCGAUGCCUCCGCCUGAUAAGGCCUCUAGGUUAAGGCUCUUCGGCGGCAGUAAGGUACAUCCCCAUCAUGCACGCUUAGAAAUCCUCAGCGGCCGUAGAGGAAAUCCAGGAAACUCUCGAAACUCCAACGGAGACGAGGCAAGGAACAACACGGAGGCUGGCCAGUCGGAGUCUGAACAGAAGCCUAAACUGCGAGCUGUCACUGAAUACCUGAUCCUGUACUGUGGAUCACAGCGAGGUACAAUUGACCAAGUAUCUCUCGCAUUGUUCCCUCUCAGCUUCCUGGUGUUCACUGUUGUCUACUGGGUCACGUACCUGAACGAGGCCAAGCAACGGCACGUCACGUGACGUCAGUCUUCCAAACAACAGCACCAAACAACAGAAAAAUGCGAGACAAUCGUUCUAGCACUAAGCUUUUAAAUGAAAACUACACAGUUUAUGGUUGUAAA